GAAACGUCAAAAUAGUGAAACAAAACAAACGUGCGUGUCUUCGUUCUCGUGCGGUGGCGGUGUACCUAGUUCACACAUUACGAAUUAUUCCCGAAAACAGCGUUAUUCAAGUAACUAUUCAGCUUUACAAUGUGCAGCAUCGGCGAAGAUGACUUCGGAGACGAGGGUGGCGCUCACGCCAUGAAGGAAGAAUCCCCCAUACCGGAAGAAGGCACAUCGUCGGCUCUGGAACAGCAUGAGAUCUGCCACAAGUGUAAUGAACAGCCUGCGGUGUUGAAGCUGAACCGAAAGGAGCCCCAGUGCCGUGGAUGUUUUCUGCAUUACGUGCGGCACAAGUUUCGAGCUUCGCUGGGAGCCACCAAAAUCGUUCGGCGGGGUUCCAAGGUGAUGGUGGUUUUCAACGGCUCGCCGGAGAAUGUAGUGAUGCUGGACAUGAUCCGGCAUGGUUUGGACCAGGAUGCUUUCAAGAAGUUACGAGUGGACCCGGUGGUGGUGUUUGUCAAUGAGGAUUUCAUUGACGGGAGUCGAGGGGAUCUUGAGCAGAGUGUGGGCGAGAAAGUUGAGAUUAUGAAACAAUUUGAAUUUCCAUCCUAUUAUGCCGUGCUGGGUGGUCAAGAAAGCUGUGGAAUUGGCGAGGGUAAUCUAUCGGAGAAAUUUCACGCGGAGCAAGAAGCAUUUAGGAAGAUCUUGGGAGGAAUCAAAAGCGUAACAUCGAAGCAGGACUUCAUUGUACAGACUAGGAAGCAAACGUACAAGGCAUUAGCCAAGCAGUUGGAAUGUGGAUACAUAUUCCUGUCCAGUAUUGGGUUAGAACUUGCGAAGACAUUGCUGUCGGACGUGGCUCUGGGUCGAGGAAGAUCCCUUGCUCUAGACAUUGCCUUUUGUGACGAUCGUGACGAAGAGCGGAAAAUAAUUCGUCCUAUGCGAGAUCUGAACCCUGAGGAAAUCGACUAUUACUUGAACUUCGCAGAGAAUCAGCUGCGAAGUGUCAUAGCUUUGGACCCGUUCCGAGAGAAAUCAAGUUUGCAGAAUUUGACGUCCAAAUUUGUCGAUGGGUUGCAGCAAUCAUUUCCCUCUACGGUGUCCACCGUGUUUCGGACGGGAGAUAAGCUGGGUGCGGAAAAAGUGGCAGAUUCCAAUGAACCAAAAGCAAACGACGACCAUUUCUUAGAGCUGUUUGAUAAAUCUUUGAAAAUCGAGCCAACGGCAGAAGAACCAAGCAAGUGUAAAUUUUGUCACUCGAGUCUGGACUAUCGGGAUUCGGCCACACUGUUUGCAACGGAAUUCUCCCGGAUGGUUUCUUCGCGAAUUAACGUGGAACUGAGUCACGAGAGUAUUAUCGAAAGUACCAGACUAAUGGAACGGGACGCGUGCAAAGCGGUAAACGCCGAACUUGAGGACGACGAGAUGAGACAGCUCAAACGGGAGUUGUGCCACGCUUGCAGGAAUAUUUUUAUCGAUUUUGAUGGAAAAUAAUAUAUGCUUUGGAAGCUGUGCUUCAAGUUGUA
This is a messenger RNA of Aedes albopictus (Asian tiger mosquito), 1508 nucleotides long. RefSeq names its product cytoplasmic tRNA 2-thiolation protein 2 (gene Ctu2). Lineage: Eukaryota; Metazoa; Arthropoda; Insecta; Diptera; Culicidae. The transcript has a single exon. Gene Ontology annotation, biological process: tRNA wobble position uridine thiolation. Bases 130 to 1476 code for a protein of 448 amino acids. Gene Ontology annotation, molecular function: sulfurtransferase activity; tRNA binding. The record is from RefSeq and is a predicted model, not a curated record. Gene Ontology annotation, cellular component: cytosol.